Molecule: messenger RNA, 863 nt
Organism: Drosophila nasuta
Lineage: Eukaryota; Metazoa; Arthropoda; Insecta; Diptera; Drosophilidae
Product: granzyme K-like
Exons: 2
Coding region: 361-813 (150 amino acids)
Biological process (GO): proteolysis
Molecular function (GO): serine-type endopeptidase activity
Source: RefSeq, a predicted model, not a curated record
UGGAGGCCAUCCCGGUCUGUAUGUAUUAAGACCUGCCAACGUCACAAGAUCACUAACGAUCCCAGCAUUGAAGCGACUUGCAUCUUCGAUGGACAGGUCAAAGAUUGUGCAAAAGAUCCACUUUAUGUUAACACAGAAGUAGAAUCUCAUUGUGCUACUGGAUAUAAGCCUGAUCGUUGGAACGGAAAUCGUUCGAGCGGAAAUCAAAUUUGUGACAUUACUGGCGCGUGGCAACGUAAACCUCUCAGUUCUCCUACCUUCAAAUAUAAACCUGAUUGCGGCAAGACUUUUAGCACAGUGCAAGGUCAUCCGUGGAUUGUCAGCAUUUAUAAACAUACCCACAAUGAGGUUUACGAAUUUAUGUGCCUAGGCACAAUAAUAGAUCCGAGAUAUGUGAUUACUGCUGCCAGUUGCUUCGCGUCAAGACCCCCCGCUCACGCAAUACUGAUUGUGCUGGGCAGUCAUACAAUUGACUUUAACCAGGCUGAGGAGAACGGUUUCGAUACAAUGACGGUUUCUCAUAUUUAUACUGGCAGAAAUCCUACGGUGAUACUCGAAAUGAUAAAUCCUUUCAAACUCUCUGUCAAUAUUCGUCCCAUUUGCUUGGGUAAUAUUGCUCAAAAUCUCAUAAAUAAUAAUACUGAGGAUAACGUGUUGCCUGGAACGCCGUUGGAAUAUUAUAAUUCAACUUCACAAACUUACACGCUGACGCAUAUUGCUAAUAACAAAACAAAUUUUAUUGAUCUCAGAGGCAUCAGUAAUAAGAUAAAAACAAAUUUAAGGCGGUAUGAAUUAAAAAAUAGGCUUUUGUAAAGUGAAUUAACAACCAAUAUAUUGAGUUUAAUAAAUAUAUAUGAUAUGUA